AUGUCGUUGUGGUUUUACUGUGGCAAUAAUUUUCAUGAAUCCAAAUCACUUGUGUUUUCCAUCAACCUCCCAUUGCCUCACGACGGAGAUAUCCGCCACCGUGAAACCACAACCACCAGCCUCCAUCACGGUCGUCUGCAACACCCUUCGUCUCCUCUGAUUCCGCGCAACCAUCAAAACCCAACAUCAUCACAACACAGUCAUCUGGACUCGACCAACGACAACUCAGAUUCCUUCGUCAUUUCCGUGACCUCCCUCCACAUUAAAUUCUGUUACAACAACCAUCUCUCCAUCCAACUCCUGCCGCAUCACACCGGCGACCCCUCUCAUGCUUGCACCGCCACGGCCGCUCCGUCCGACUACCUUCAUUCGGGUGACCCGUUUUUCCUUUUACUUUCAGUGUUAUUUUGUUGUUUCAAUUCAGGUUGGAGAAAGGAAUUAUUGAUGGGUAUUAUUGAAACUUUUGAAAAGAAGAGAUAA
This is a messenger RNA of Vicia faba (fava bean), 480 nucleotides long. NCBI's taxonomy places the organism in Eukaryota, Viridiplantae, Streptophyta, Magnoliopsida, Fabales, Fabaceae. The record is from the annotation of a GenBank genome assembly.